Messenger RNA from Myotis brandtii (Brandt's bat), 3020 nucleotides. It is a transcript of the gene IRAK2, whose product is annotated as interleukin-1 receptor-associated kinase 2. The transcript is spliced from 13 exons. Bases 88 to 1932 code for a protein of 614 amino acids. Gene Ontology annotation, molecular function: protein kinase activity; ATP binding; protein binding. Gene Ontology annotation, biological process: intracellular signal transduction; protein phosphorylation; interleukin-1-mediated signaling pathway. Gene Ontology annotation, cellular component: cytoplasm; nucleus; plasma membrane. NCBI's taxonomy places the organism in Eukaryota, Metazoa, Chordata, Mammalia, Chiroptera, Vespertilionidae. The record is from RefSeq and is a predicted model, not a curated record.
CGGCCAGCCCCGGAGUAAAGAAGCCGAGUCCCGCGGCGUCGGGUUCAGUCUCCCCGGAGCUCUCCGCCGGCACUUUCGGUCAGGGCCAUGUCCUGCUACAUCUACCAGCUGCCCUCCUGGGUGCUGGACGACUUGUGCCGCAACAUGGACACGCUCAGCGAGUGGGACUGGAAUCAUUUCGCCUCCUAUGUGAUCACGGACCUGACCCAGCUGCGGAAGAUCAAGUCCAUGGAGCGGGUGCAGGGCGUGAGCAUUACCCGGGAGCUGCUGUGGUGGUGGGGGAUGCGUCAGGCCACCGUCCAACAGCUGCUGGAUCUCCUGUGUCACCUGGAGCUGUACCGUGCCGCCCAGAUCAUCCUGAACUGGAAACCAGUUCCUGAAAUCAGGCCUUCUGUCCCAGACUUCCCGGGUGCCGAGAAGCCAGGAAGGCCCUGGGCAGCUUCUGUAAGAAACACGGAGGAUGAACAGAAAAAGGGGCAGCCUGUGAGGCCAGCUGCCCUUCCUGACCCAGGGCCUGCUCCAGCCAGAGCCAGCCUCCUGCCUCCUCCUGAAGAUGCCCCUCCUUCCUUAAACACUGACCUUCCUGCUUCAUCUGAUUCAAAGGAUGUCAGCACCUCCAUUCCUAAGCAAGAAACCCUUCUGAGCUUGGCUGUAGACAGCCUUUUCUGGAAUGAGGUGGAUGUGGUUCAGGCAACCGAUAAUUUCAACCAAACCCACAAAAUCAGUGAGGGGACCUUUGCUGACAUCUACAGAGGACAAAGGCAGGGCAUACCAUUCGUCUUUAAGAAGCUCAGAGAGAUGGCCUGCUCAGGUCCAGGAUCAAUUGAAAAUUUCUUCCAAGCAGAGAUACGAAUUUGUCAUAGAUGCUGCCACCCCAAUGUCUUACCUCUGCUGGGCGUCUGCACUGGAAAACAGUUUUACAGCUUGAUCUACCCCUACAUGGCAAAUGGUUCUUUACAAGACAGACUCCGGUGCCAGGGUGGCUCAGACCCCCUCCUCUGGCCCCAGCGCAUCAGCAUCGUCUCAGGGCUGCUUCGUGCCGUGGAGCACCUGCACAGCCUGGAGAUCAUCCACAGCAACAUCAAGAGCUCCAAUGUUUUGCUAGAUCAAAACUUCACCCCCAUGCUGGCUCAUCCAAAGUCUCACCUGUGUCCUGACAAUAAAAGGUCAAAAUAUACCAGGAUGAAGACCCAUCUUUUCCAGGCCUCAGCUGCAUAUCUGCCAGAAGAUUUCAUCAAAGUGGGGCAGUUGACAAAGCGAGUGGACAUCUUUAGCUGUGGAAUAGUAUUAGCUGAGGUCCUCACUGGCAUCCCUGCGAUGGAUCACGACCGAAGCCCAGUUUACCUGAAGGAUUUACUCCUCCAUGAAAUUCCAAGUAGCACCAGGAAGACAGGUGUGGAGAAAGUGAUGGCUAAGGAGAUCUGCCAGAAAUACCUGGAGAAGAGAGCAGGGGUUCUGCCGGAAGACUGUGCGGAGGCUUUGGCCACGGCCGUCUGCCUCUGCCUGCGGAGGCGGAAUGCCAGCCUGGCAGAGGUGUGUGGCUCUGUGGUUGCUGUGGAAGAGCGGCUCAGAGGUCAGGAGACGUCGCUUCCUUGGGGUGGGCUUUCUGAGAGCACAGGCUCUUCCUCCAACAUCCCAGAAGAAACGGACGAUGUAGACAAUUCUAGCCUCGAUGCCUCCUCCUCCUUGAGGACAGCAUCCCGGUCUGGGGUUUCUGCUUCGCCUGCCCCCACAGAGGACGGAGAAGGCAGGAUGCAGGCCAGUGGGGGAAUGCAGGCUGACUCCUCCUCUGAGGCCUGUACCAGUCCAGAGUCUCCCCAGGAUGAGACUUCGUGGAAAAUCGAGAUCAACGAGGCCAAAAGGAAGCUGAUGGAGAAUAUCCUGCUCUACAAAGAGGAGAAACUGGACAGCAUCGCGCUUUUUGGCCCCUGAUUACCAGAACACAGCUGAGGACUCUUGUCCUCCAGUGGAAAGACAACUGUCUAAUCAAGAAAAAGAUUUGGGGCAAAAUCCAAGGUCUCCCAGGAACUACAAACCAAACAUCAGCCUACCUGGGGGGAAGGGAAACUUCCAAUUUCCAGAGUAAGUGUAAGGAGAAGGGACCUCAGCUUUUAGAGAAAGCAAAAUCCACGAAGUCCUCUUCCGUUCUGGGAUUUGUUAGUCAGAGCUGGGUAUCAUCAGGAGGUGGAAGCGGAAACCCUGGUACAUGGGCCCAGGAUGUGGGCAGGUUCGUGGUUCAGGGGAGGAUGUGACGUUAAGCGCCCCAGCAGAUGCCGUUACCCUGUUCUCACCCCUCAACAACUGACAGAGCGUUCUGAAUGCUGACGGCACUUUCCUAAGUUAAAAUCUCUGGGUCAUAUUUGCCAACGACCGCCUGCAAACCUCCGUGACCUGAAAGAUUUUCACCUUGUGUCCCAAUGCAGUUCUUGACGCACGUUUCAAGGUCUCAAGUUUUACAAAGGCCAGACACCUGGCAAAGGACUCUGUAGGCUUUCUGCUUUCUUUUUUCGAAAUCUUGCAACCCACAUAUAUUUAUUUAAUGUUUGUCUACACCUUUAUCCUCCCAUCCCACUAAUGCUAAUAUUUCUGAUGGAGUUUUUAUUUUGAGAAUAUGUGUUAUUUAUAGCUGGAUAAAAAAUCAGAAGAACUGGUUUCAUUCUGAUUCUGCUGCUAAUUAAGUCAAUCAUGUAAUUUCUGGAACCUCAGUUUCCUUGUAAGUAACACCUGUUCAUUCUCCCACCUUGGGCUGUUGGGAAGAAUAGGUGAGACAUAGCUAUAGAAGUACUUUGAAAAUGCACUUGUCCUGUUUUAUAAAAUAAAGAAAUAAAAAGACAUUAAACAUCUGUUUCUGCCAUGUACCUAAUGUUUAUGCAGUGGGUAUAUUUCUGAAAAGUCAUGUUGCAGAUUUUUUGGUGAAACAAAUGUUCUUUUAUAUUCAGUGUGCCCUAUUUUAAAUAAUCCUACUAUAGUGAUAUUUUCCCUUUUAUUUUUAUAAAAUAAAUAUACAUUAAUAAAGUCAA